CGCGGUUAAGGGCCAACACCACAACAAACUGCAAAUUGAACAUAUAAUCCUGCAACAACCUCCAUGUCAGCAGCAAGGAAAAUAUUAGUGGUUGGCGGAACUGGUUUUUUAGGUUUGAAUGUAUGCAAGCAGGCUGUAUGGCGAGGUUGGGAAGUUAUCAGCUUAAGCCGUCGUGGUUUACCUACAGGUAUCACAUCAAAUAGCCAAGGUGAAUGGAAAUCUGAGGUGCAAUGGGUGGCGGGCGAUUCCACAGAGCCAGACAGCUACAAGGAAAUUCUGGAGGGUGUGACAGAUGUGGUCCACACGGUGGGAAUCCUCAUGGAAAAUGACUACAAGAAGAUCGUACAGGCAAAUAGUGUGACAGAUGCUAUCGAUGGAGUAGGGUCUGUUUUUGGCCAGCUCCUCGGAAUGAAAGAUAAUGGUAAUCCGUUCAAACAAGAUUCCACUCCCAAAGUGACAUACGAAAUGAUGAACCGUGACACAGCCAUUUCCCUGGCAAAGGCAGCGGCUCAAAGCCCUUCCAUUCAAUCCUACGUCUAUGUCUCUGCUACCGACCUUUUCCCAUGUAUUAGCCCUCGCUACAUUACCACCAAACGUGAAGCUGAGCGAUACCUUUUCUCUCGACCUGAAUUUCGAUCGGUCGUUCUCCGCCCCGGUUUUAUGUACAGUGAUGCACGGCCAAAUACUCUCCCUCUCGCUGGCGUGAUUGAAAUACUCAACACUGUCACUGGACCUUGCUCACGAGAUGUUGCAAGUCUACCUAUGGGAACCCUGAUGACCACGCCUGCUCUUAAUGUUGAUAGAGUUGCAGAGGCUGUCAUUGAGAGUAUAGCGAGACCCACUUUGAAAGGGAUUCUUGAUGUUAGCGAUAUGCAAAAGUUGCUCUCUACUCCUCCACAACCAGCUGCGCCUGUCAGCGCCCAUGUAUAAGAUUUUUCACUUUUAGUAUGUUUGACAGGCCAUUUUUUAUAGAGAUGUGAAUCAUACAAAUUUAGCGUGCGCAAAGUUUGCAGCUUAUUUCAUCGAUGACCAAUUUCUGAUACAAUGGCAACCCCACCCACCCAAAAACAAUAGACAUGUCCAGAUAUAAUCUAGGCUCCCACAAAAAUUAUACCAGAUAAAUCUCAUGAAAAAGUUCAAUAUAAAUGAUAGCUUUCACUUUUUAAUCGGCUAAAA
Messenger RNA from Umbelopsis ramanniana AG, 1176 nucleotides. RefSeq lists its product as uncharacterized. The coding region runs from base 64 to 930 and encodes 288 amino acids. Lineage: Eukaryota; Fungi; Mucoromycota; Umbelopsidomycetes; Umbelopsidales; Umbelopsidaceae. The record is from RefSeq and is a predicted model, not a curated record. Gene Ontology annotation, molecular function: protein-containing complex binding. Gene Ontology annotation, cellular component: mitochondrion. The transcript is spliced from 6 exons.